AUGAGUCCUACAAAUCCUAAUUAUCAUGGCAGACAAGGGGAGGAGAUGUUUUUGAAUGGCCCUUCCGCCGGUCGCCGAGAUGGAGAUGAAUCUCCAAUCGUGGAACCUCUGAGAAUCAAUAAACCUCCAUCAGCAGCACCUACCCCACAGCCAACGGCUCCUUCUAAUAAUACUCUGCCUUAUCCCGACGACCGACCACGGCCACAACAACAAUCAUACUCCCCUCCCAGUCAGACUACACCAUACCCUCAACCAAGCAACCGCGUUGCCAGUCCUGCGCAUAGCUUAUCGUCAUCCAGGGGUGCUACAUCUCCAGCAGGGUACCACUCCGCUUUACGGCCUCGCGAUGGACGGGAACAGAAACCCUCUUUGGCCGAAAGACGGGGCAAUGCGCCUCCCAAACAAUUACCGGAAUCGCCUGGUCCAGAGACUCCUGAUAAAGAUAGCCUCUUCCAGAAAUUCCCUCCUCCAGGGCCACCUCGUCCCGUGGCGAUCGAGUCUAACGAUGCUAGAUAUAAUCAACAAUACUUCCCACCUCCGUCGGCUACGAGCGCAGCACACGCUCGCUUAAGGGCUUCUAAUCCGGACUCCAUUAAUCGCAUCAGCUCUACGGCAUCUAAUUCCACAACUCGUGCGCAGAGAGGUUCCCCUCCGCCGCCUGAGACCCCGAUUGUCGGUCCUGGUCAACGACCAGGAGCUGAUAUCGAGGCUCGGUUUGCAGCUGCAGGGAUUGCAGGCACAUCUACUCUGGCGAAUCUACAGUCUCGUAAUGCAGCUGCCCAACAGCGAGCGAAUCAAUAUGCUGGUCAGACCGAAACGACUCGCCCUUGGACUCCAACCGAACAACCGGGUACGCAACCCCACGGGCCUCCUACAGUGUACCAAGGAUCUAGUGAAAUUGGAACCCAGCAAUACCCUCCACCUACGCCCUCCCAGCCUAUACCUCAACAAGCUCCUCCGAUCAAUCAUGCCGAUCGACCCACUAUCCCCCCAAAUGCCCUGGAGCAGGACCUUCAACGAAUGAACCUUUCUGCUUCUCCUCCCCCCGCUUACUCGAGCGUGCCUGGCGCUAAUACCUCCCAUCAGUAUCCCAAUGACAAAGGAAGGCCUGUGCUCAGCUCCCCUCCUCCACAAGGACAUCCGGCUUCAACUGGUGCACCCUCCGUUGCUGGCUCAGCGGUGGGUGCCGCCGCAGAAAUUCCCCCGAUCAGUUCCCCUGCUCCUUCCGUACAAAGCCACCCGGCCUUUGCCAAUGAUCCAAGGCAGCAACAGCACAUACCACAGCCACAACAGUUGCCGCAGGGGCCACAACAAGUAAUGUCACCGCAACAAGGACAGCCAACAGGAGCAAUAGUUGAGCAAAGUAUACAGACAAGCGCUUCCCCAGCUCCUGGAGGAUUUCCACCAGCGUCACCACCGCCCUUACCUGAGGGUUGGAUUGCUCAUCUUGAUCCAAAUUCGGGUCAAUAUUACUAUAUUCAUCUUCCUACGCAGUCUACACAAUGGGAAUUUCCAAAGGGACCCACACCACUCAAUCUUAACGAGACCCCCAUGUCGCCCGUUGGCAGUGUUUAUAGCGCUCAUCCUCUCACCUCUCCAGGAUUUUCUACUCUCGGCGGUAAGCCACUAGCCUCACCGGGAGUCCCAAUGACACCUUUAUACGAAGGUAGUGUGAUGGGACUCAGUACGGUUGGAACUGCCGUAACUGGUCCUCCUCCCAGCAGUGGGGUUGAGCUGUAUAAGGUUGCUGCUACAAAUGGUGUUUACUUUGGACCGUACUUGCGUUACUGUAAUAUGGAUCUAGAACGGGGUAUUUGGUUAGGGUCUAUCUUGCUGGUUACGGACGCUCCACAACCUCCGACGAUCCAUAUUCACCAGAGUGUAGAUUUAUCGCCAAACCCUCGGCAAUUAAAGGGCGUUAAUAUACAUCAACACCAGCGCUGGGUGUUUUAUAAGUACGACAUUGACUUGCAAAUGGAAGAUUCCGGGCCUGCAAAAUGGACUUACGCCAUCACUUCGCAUCUUGGCUGCACGCGAUACGAGUUCCUCGUCGCUGGACGAUACGAGACGAACUGGAGAUUUAUCGCGACGUCAGGUAAUGACUUCUCUCUGAACGUCAGUGCCAAUGAACGAGCUCGGUUAGGCGGUGCCGGCUUUAUGUGGAAGGAUAUCAUGCAGAAGUAUGCGGAAGUAGGAGGAUUUCAUUGCCAGUUAGGGCUUGGUGGCCAGAUAUCAGCGGAUAGAAUCUGGAAAGAGAUACCCCUACUCAAGCAAUGGCUAGGUAUUCACGGAAAAGAGCAAAGAAAGAAUGCUCCGUGGACCCCGGCACACGAGGAGGAAGUUUCACAUGCUUAUUUCCACUUUUACACGAGUCAUUUCGACCAGCCACAUCUUCGAGAAGCGUUUGCACAAAUUCCAUAUAUCCUGCAGCUGGACGACCACGAUAUAUUUGACGGAUUCGGCUCUUACCCACAGCAUAUGCAAUUCUCAAACAUGUUCAAGAACAUUGGCCGUAUCGGUAUUGAGAUGUAUUUACUCUUCCAGCAUCAUACGACCUUGGAGCUUCUCCGUAAUGUGAACUCCGAUCAUGACUUAUUUACAAUAACUGGGACAGGGUGGCAUUUUGUCAAGUACCUGGGGCCAGCAGUCGUUGUCGUUGGCCCCGACUGUCGAUCAGAGAGAAACCCUCACCAAGUCAUGGCUGGUCCAACGUAUCAAGGACUGUUUCCCAAAAUUGCACUACUGCCGCCAAGCGUGCAGCAUUGUAUCUGGAUGAUUUCGGUUCCCCUGAUCUAUCCAAGGCUAGAAUCCACAGAACAGAUAGCGAAUGCGGUGGCUACUGGAAAGAAGGCCGUCACAGGGGCAUACAAUCUUUUGGGUAAAGUGACUAGCUCGGUAGCAGGUGUCGUAGGGGCCAAAGAUGCUGUCGGCUCAGGGUUCGAUGCGGUCAAGCGGGCAGUUGGCAAGACCGGAUUAAUGGGUGGCGUACUCAAUCCAUUUGGCGAAAUUGAUAUUCUCGACGAGCUCCGAGACCAGUGGACUCAUGACUCUAAGGAUCUCGAGCGCACGUAUCUGAUCCGUACCCUACAGGGCAUUGCAAAGCAAAAGUCUAUUCGCAUGACAUUCCUAUCUGGAGCAGUCAAUGUAUGCGGAGCAGGUCUAGUGCAUGACCCGAGUCAUCCAUCAGACCACAAAACGAUGUACCAACUCAUUUCAUCACCGGUGGUCAACACACCACCGUCAUCCUAUAUCCUGAAACUCCUUCAUAACAAUAAACCGCUCUAUAUCCCCGCCAACGGACAACGCUCAACCCCAUCACAACCCACAGAUACAAAGGAGGACAUGCUGGAACUCUUCCAGACAGAUGUCACGGGUCAACCCAGGGAAUAUCGUCGACUCAUGGGUCGGCGCAACUACGUCGCUAUUGUCGCAUAUGAUCCGGAAGUUGUGUCAGGAACAUUUGGACAGACAGAUAUGGCGCGUGGUGGUGGUAAACUUAGCCUUGCUGCUGAUUUUAUGGUUCAGGGUGAAGGUGCAUAUGGAAGUGUAGUCAAGUAUGGGCCUGUUAUAAUCCCCAGUUUGGGAUUUGGUCAAUGAGCUUUUUUUUCUCUUGCCAUUUUUCUUUUACUAUAUAACUAUUUUCUUUGGAGUCUUUCCUUGUUGUCUAUUGUCACUGCGCUGUAUUGAACAAUACCAUGAGGCUGUCGUUCUGUAAAUUCAAGGUUCUUUCUAGGUCUAGAUAUUAUACUAUUAUAUUAUCAACAAUACUCC
Talaromyces stipitatus ATCC 10500 is the source of this 3771-nucleotide messenger RNA. Its product is annotated as WW domain protein. Gene Ontology annotation, molecular function: protein binding. Gene Ontology annotation, cellular component: membrane. Lineage: Eukaryota; Fungi; Ascomycota; Eurotiomycetes; Eurotiales; Trichocomaceae. The record is from RefSeq and is a predicted model, not a curated record. The transcript has 2 exons. Bases 1 to 3597 code for a protein of 1198 amino acids.